Molecule: messenger RNA, 2715 nt
Organism: Camelina sativa (false flax)
Lineage: Eukaryota; Viridiplantae; Streptophyta; Magnoliopsida; Brassicales; Brassicaceae
Product: pentatricopeptide repeat-containing protein At3g22690
Biological process (GO): RNA modification
Molecular function (GO): RNA binding; zinc ion binding; protein binding
Source: RefSeq, a predicted model, not a curated record
AAGAGCAAACACAAAUGGCGAUGUUGGUAGCGAGUGUUCUUCAUCUCUCUCCAUUGGUGUUAGCCACCACGACUACUAAACCAUUUCUUCAAAACGAGAGAAAGCAUACCAAAGCCACAACGACCAAUAACGUCUCAUCGUCGUCUCCGAUUAAGUCGUUGAAGAAUUGCAAAACCAUUGAUGAACUUAAGAUGUUUCAUCGUUCGCUCACGAAGCGAGGCUUUGAUAAUGAUGUCUCCGCUAUAACUAAGCUUGUAGCACGAAGCUGUGAAUUGGGUACUCGUGAAAGCUUAAGCUUUGCUAAAGAAGUGUUUGAUUACUCAGAGGAGGAGAAUGGUGAAUCGUAUGGAUCUUGUUUCAUGUACAAUUCUCUGAUUCGUGGAUACGCAUCUGCUGGGUUAUGCAACGAAGCUAUUUUGCUCUUUCUCCGAAUGAUGAACUCUGGGAUUUCUCCUGAUAAGUACACGUUUCCUUUUGGAUUGAGUGCGUGUGCGAAGAGCAGAGCUAAUGGUAAUGGGAUACAGAUUCAUGGGUUGAUCGUUAAGAUGGGUUACGCUAAAUAUUUGUUUGUGGAGAACUCGCUGGUUCAUUUCUACGCAGAGUGUGGAGAGCUUGAUAAUGCACGCAAAGUGUUUGAUGAAAUGUCUGAGAGAAAUGUAGUUUCUUGGACGAGUUUGAUUUGUGGGUACGCGAGGCGGGAUUUAGCUAAAGACGCUGUUGAUUUGUUUUUCCGGAUGGUUAGAGAUGAAGACGUGACUCCUAAUUCGGUCACGAUGGUGUGUGUGAUAUCGGCUUGUGCUAAGUUAGAGGAUCUUGAAACGGGUGAGAAGGUUUAUGGUUUUAUCUGUAGUUCUGGGAUUGAAGUGAAUGAUCUUAUGGUUAGUGCACUGGUUGAUAUGUACAUGAAAUGCAACGCUAUAGAUACAGCAAAACGGCUUUUUGAACAGUACGGUGCUAGUAAUUUGGAUUUGUGUAAUGCAAUGGCAUCUAAUUAUGUGCGGCAAGGAUUAACAAAGGAGGCUUUAGGUGUCUUGAAUUUGAUGAUGGAUUCUGGUAUUAGACCUGAUAGGAUUUCGAUGUUGAGUGCGAUUUCAUCUUGUUCACAGUUGAGAAACGUCUUGUGGGGAAAGAGCUGUCAUGGGUAUGUACUGAGGAAUGGGUUUGAAAGUUGGGACAACGUUUGCAAUGCGUUGAUUGAUAUGUACAUGAAAUGUCAUAGGCAAGAUACUGCGUUUAGGAUCUUUGAUCGAAUGUUGAACAAGACAGUGGUGACAUGGAACUCGAUAGUCUCUGGCUAUAUAGAGAAUGGUGAGGUGGAUGCAGCUCUGGAAACAUUUAAAACCAUGCCUGAGAAAAACAUUGUUUCUUGGAACACGAUCAUAGGCGCUCUGGUACAAGAAAGUAUGUUUGAGGAAGCGAUUGAAGUUUUCCGGUCUAUGCAAAGCCAAGAGGGUGUCAAUGCGGAUGGUGUGACAAUGAUGUGUAUUGCAUCUGCUUGUGGGCACUUGGGAGCUCUUGAUCUUGCGAAAUGGGUAUAUUACUACAUUGUGAAGAACAGAAUUCAUCUUGAUGUCAGACUUGGUACAACCUUAGUAGAUAUGUUUUCCAGGUGCGGGGAUCCUGAAAGUGCAAUGUUGGUUUUUGAUAGUUUGGCACACAGAGAUGUCUCGGCUUGGACAGCGGCUAUAGGAGCAAUGGCUAUGGCAGGAAAUGCUGAGCGAGCUAUAGGGCUUUUCAAUGAGAUGAUUGAACAAGGGUUGAAACCAGAUGGAGUUGUGUUUGUUGGAGCAUUGACAGCUUGCAGCCAUGGUAAAUUGGUCCAACAGGGUAAGGAAAUCUUCAAUUCAAUGGAGAAACUUCAUGGAGUUUCACCAGAAGAUGUGCACUAUGGAUGCAUGGUUGAUCUGCUUGGUCGAGCAGGAUUGUUAGAGGAAGCUUUGCAACUUAUAAAGGACAUGCCUAUGAAGCCAAACGAUGUGAUUUGGAAUUCUCUUUUAGCUGCUUGCCGUGUUCAGGGAAACGUCGAGAUGGCAGCUUAUGCCGCUGAGAGGAUACAAAUACUGGCUCCAGAGAGAACUGGAAGUUAUGUGCUUCUAUCAAAUGUCUAUGCAUCAGCUGGAAGAUGGAAUGAUAUGGCUAAAGUAAGGCUGAGUAUGAAGGAGAAAGGGUUACGUAAACCGCCAGGAACUAGUUUAAUACAGAUUCGAGGUAAGACCCAUGAGUUCACAUCAGGAGAUGAGUCACACCCUGAAAUGCCAAAAAUAGCAGCAAUGCUGGAGGAAAUCACCGCAAGAGCGAGUCACUUAGGCCAUGUACCUGAUCUUAGUAACGCUCUAAUGGAUGUAGAUGAGAAAGAGAAGAUCUUUAUGCUUAGUCGACAUAGCGAGAAACUUGCAAUGGCCUUUGGGCUCAUUAGCUCAGACAAAGGCACAACAAUCAGAAUAGUCAAGAACCUAAGAGUAUGCUCUGACUGUCAUUCAUUUGCCAAAUUUGCAUCCAAAGUAUACAACAGAGAAAUCAUUCUAAGAGACAAUAACCGGUUUCAUUUCAUUCAUCAAGGGAAGUGUUCUUGCGGUGACUUCUGGUGAUUACAGAAACAGAAAGUAAAAGAUGAACGAGGAAGAUUCACAUUUCAUUGUCUAAAAGUUAAAAAAGAGGAAGAUUCACAUUUCAAUGCUUGAACAAGGUUUCAAGAAAAAAAAAGUAGAUACAAAA